Messenger RNA from Neohortaea acidophila, 1173 nucleotides. RefSeq lists its product as uncharacterized. The coding region runs from base 1 to 1173 and encodes 390 amino acids. Lineage: Eukaryota; Fungi; Ascomycota; Dothideomycetes; Mycosphaerellales; Teratosphaeriaceae. The transcript has a single exon. Gene Ontology annotation, molecular function: FAD binding. The record is from RefSeq and is a predicted model, not a curated record.
AUGGCCACAAAUUACGAUGACCAACCAAAUCCAGCAAUAGCCAUCCUCGGCGGCGGACCCAGCGGUCUCCUCCUCGCCCGCUACCUCACAAUCCACGCCCCCAACAUCACCUACAAAGUCUUCGAGAAAGGCCCGCGCAACAACUGCGAUGCAACGCAACACGGAACAUGCGACAUGCACCCCGCGCUCGGCAUCCAGGCCAUCAAGGAAGCGAAUCUCUACCCCGAGUUCGAAGCUGUUGCGUGUUUCGACACGCAGUCUAUGGGCAUGUUCGACCACACGGGGGCGGUGAUUACGAAGAACGAAUUGCAGACGCCGCAGGUGGAUGUGGUGGCGUUGAGGGAGAUGUUGGUGCGCUCUGUGCCGGAGGAACGAGUGGAGUGGGGAUGUGAAGUUGCGAGCGUAAGGAAAGACGACGCGAGCGGGGACGUGGUGAUCAGAUUCAAAGACGGCAGGGAAGAACGAGGCUUCAAACUCGUCGUCGGAGCAGAUGGCACCUUCUCCAAGGCCCGCCAUCUCGUCACCCCCGCCACCCCGCACUACUUCAACAUCACCUACCUCCGCACCUCCAUCUCGCCCGCCUCGCGCUUCUGGUCGACCGCCGUCGGCUCCGUCGCAAGCAACACCUACGUCGGCUUCGGGCUGCGCAAGCAGCUGCUCGCGCAAAAGAACCUCUGCACCCACUCCUACACCGUCUACGCCGGCAUCAUGCUGCCGGAAACGUGGGCGGACGCGCGCAUCAACAACCCCGACGCUUUCAGGGAGUACUUGCUCAAAGAGCAGUUUGGGCGCUGGGGUUCGCGCGGCGUCAACUUCCUCCGCUACUCCGAUGGGCCUUUUAGUAUUUGGCGGCACUACGUUAUGUCGCCCUCUUCGCUCUCUUGGACCUCUGUACCCGGUGUAGCCCUCGUGGGCGACGCGGCGCACCCCACUCUCCCCUGGCCCAGCGAAUCGCUGAGUAAUGUCUUAUUCGACAGCCUGGAACUCGGGCGCGAGAUUGCGAAGUUCGGACAUGAAGGGUUGGACAAUGCCGUCAGAGAGUAUGAGCGCAAGAUGUUUCCGCGGCGCAAGGCGUUGAGCGAGAAGUGUCAGCGGCUGGGCGAGUUUUUGUUUGACAAGGAUGCCGAGGCGAUUUGUGAGGUGUUGCUUGCGGCUGGAGGGGAGGGAUUAUGA